AUGGAUCUGUCUGGGUUUUGUCGGUACUGUCUGACGGAAGACGACGCAAAAACGCCCAUAGUCGAAGAUCCUGACGGUCUGGCUGAGAAAAUAAAUAUGUGUUUACCGAAUAAAUUUUCAGAAGAAGACCCGUUCCCAAAAAUGAUAUGUAACAGUUGUCAUAGAAAACUUUUGGAGACUUAUAAUUUCUUUAUGUGCAUCCAGGACACCGAGAAUCAUUUUCGCGGCAUCUUGGAUCAAAUGAAUCAGCCACCAAGUGAUUGUGAUGUAGAGAAGCCAACGGUUAGAAGACCGAGCAAAAGAAAGUCUGGACCUUGUAAACGUUUGUCUGUUAAAUCUCCCAAGAAAACUGCUCAUGCUGAGAUUGUAGUUAAAAAUGAAGAUCAGAGCAAGUCUGUGGAUGAACCCCCAGAUAGUUUGACAGAAAAACAAGAUAAACCCCUGCAUGUAUGUGAAAUCUGUGAUCGUACAUUUCAAAAUCUUUUGGCAUUUAACACUCAUGUUUUAAACCAUAAUAAUGAACCUCCUACUAUUUCAUGCGAGUCGUGUGGUUAUACAACACAGCAUCGAUCUUCUAUGUACCGUCAUCAAAAACGUCAUCUAAAACAGUCCAAGUAUACAUGUUCAGAAUGCAACAAGAAUUUUAUUACAGAAAGUUCACUAAAUGAACAUAAAAAUAAGCACACUGGUGAUAAACCAUUUAAAUGUGAGUCAUGUAAAAAAUCAUUCUCAUUAUCUCGAUACUUGGCAACACACAUGCGCCUUAUACACGGUGACACAGUAUCAUAUGUGUGCACUCAAUGUGGUCGUAAGUUUGAUGAUCGUAGCUCACUAGCUUUACACCGUCGAACGCAUAAAAGAGCCAUGUCUUGUCUAUGUGACAUAUGCGGCAAAGAAUUGUCCAGCAGAGAACAUUUGAAGUUACACAAACGAUUACACACUGGAGAGAAACCAAACGUAUGUAGUUUCUGUGGUAAAGGUUUUGCAAAACAAUGUACGUUAGUAUUGCAUCUCAGGACUCACACUGGUGAAAAGCCAUACCAAUGUGAUCAGUGUGGUAAGACAUUCUCGCAGCGGUCUUCUUACGUAAUUCACUAUAGAAAACAUACUGGUGCAAGACCUUAUGUGUGUGCUUGUGGUAGUGGUUUUGUAUGCAGAGCAAUGUUAACUGCACAUGAAAAGACAUGUGCUUUUGUUUUUCCUAUCAACAUGUACCAAAGCAUGUAUUAA
Molecule: messenger RNA, 1230 nt
Organism: Macrosiphum euphorbiae (potato aphid)
Lineage: Eukaryota; Metazoa; Arthropoda; Insecta; Hemiptera; Aphididae
Source: the annotation of a GenBank genome assembly